UCAUGUGCUACCGGGUAUUAUUUUUUUUAUUGAAAAAUGUAUGUAAAAUUAGGUAAUAAGUAGUCAUCGUGAUUUUAUAAUAAAUUACAAUAUUAAUUAACUUUGUACUCCUGACUAAAUUUAAAAUGUAUUUCGGUUUAAGUAUUAUUGGUAGACAAGCUAUUUUUAAAAAAUCUAAUGUGUGGUUACGAUGCAUGUGCAGCGUUUCAAACAAAAGUGAUAUUAAACAGUUAGAAUAUAUUCGUAACAUUGGAAUUUCAGCUCAUAUCGACUCUGGAAAGACAACGUUAACCGAACGAAUUUUGUAUUACACAGGUAAAAUAUCUAAAAUGCACGAGGUCAAGGGAAAAGAUAAUGUUGGAGCUACAAUGGAUUCUAUGGAGUUAGAAAGACAAAGGGGAAUCACCAUACAGUCAGCUGCUACUUAUACAAUUUGGAAAGACCAUAAUAUCAAUAUUAUAGACACCCCUGGGCACGUAGAUUUUACCGUUGAAGUAGAACGUGCACUCCGAGUACUAGACGGAGCAGUAUUGGUUUUAUGUGCAGUGGGAGGUGUUCAGAGUCAGACAUUAACAGUAAACAGACAGAUGAAACGUUAUAAUGUUCCGUGUUUAGCUUUUAUUAACAAAUUGGACCGACUAGGUGCCAAUCCUUAUAAAGUAUUAGCCAAUUUGAGACAAAAAUUGGGUCACAAUGCUGCAUUUUUGCAACUACCGAUUGGAAAGGAAAGUAAUGUUAAGGGUAUUGUUGAUUUAGUCCAUAAGAAAUCGAUAUAUUUCAAUGGGGAUUUCGGUGACAUUAUUGAAUAUGGCGAGAUUCCAGAAGAUAUGACAAAAGAAGUAGAAGAAAAACGUCAAGAAUUAAUUGAACACGUAUCAAAUGUCGAUGAGAAAUUGGGAGAAAUGUUUCUCGAAGAAAAAACUCCUUCUGAAAAAGAACUAAUCGAUGCUAUUAGAAGAACUUGUAUAAGUAGAACAUUUACUCCCGUUCUCGUUGGUACCGCAUUAAAAAAUAAAGGGGUUCAACCAUUGCUGGACGCUGUGCUAUCAUAUUUGCCAAAUCCCGGCGAGGUAGAAAAUUAUGCUUUAAAAGAGAUUGAGGACAAUAAAAUCGAAAAAGUUUUGCUGAAUCCUUCUAGAGAUGGUAAACACCCUUUUAUUGCAUUAGCGUUUAAAUUGGAAGCUGGUAGAUUUGGCCAAUUAACAUACUUGCGAUGCUAUCAGGGAAAAUUAUCAAAAGGAGACACUAUUUUUAAUUUUAGGACAUCCAAAAAAGUACGCUUGUCUAGAUUAGUUCGCUUACAUGCAGAUCAAAUGGAAGAAGUUGAUGAAGUUUACGCGGGUGAUAUAUUUGCGCUUUUCGGUGUAGACUGUGCCAGCGGCGAUACCUUUAUUGUUGACAAAAAGUUAAAUCUUUCACUUGAAUCAAUUUACGUUCCAGAUCCAGUAGUUUCUAUGGCUAUUAAUCCGGUAAACAAUAAGGAUAGAGAUAACUUUAGCAAAGCAGUCGCCCGUUUCACUAAAGAAGAUCCCACGUUUAAAUUUCAGUAUGACACCGACAACAAAGAAACUAUUGUGUCUGGCAUGGGUGAAUUACAUUUGGAAAUUUAUGCCCAAAGAAUGCAAAAAGAAUAUAACUGCUCGGUCAGUUUAGGAAAACCUAAGGUCGCAUUCAGAGAAACUCUAGUGUCUCCGUUUGAAUUUGAUUAUUUUCAUAAAAAGCAACACGGCGGACAAGGUCAGUACGCAAGAGUUAUAGGCGUUUUGGAGCCAUUACCUUCGAAUGAAAAUACAAAUUUAGAUUUCCUCGAUGAAACGUCUGGACCUAAUGUUCCCAAACAAUUUAUUCCCGGCAUAAUUAAAGGUUUUAAAAUGAUGGCUGAAAAAGGAUUAUAUUCAGGACAUAGAAUAUCAGGUGUACGUAUGAGGUUGUUGGAUGGAGCUCAUCAUAUUGUCGACUCUAGUGAACUGGCGUUUAUAUUAGCUACUCAAGGAGCUAUCAAACAAGCAUACGAAGAAGCCGCUUGGCAAAUAUUGGAACCUAUCAUGGAAGUCGAAGUUGUGGUCCCUACGGAAUUCCAAGGAGCUGUAUUGGGUCAGUUCAACAAACGGAGUGGCAUCAUAAGCGGUAGUGAAGGAACGGCCGAUUGGGUUACUAUAUAUGCCGAGGUACCAUUGAACUGUAUGUUUGGCUUUGCGGGAGAACUGCGAUCUUUAACCCAAGGUAAAGGAGAAUUCAGUAUGGAUUAUGUUAGAUAUUCGCCAACGACACCAGAAACACAAGAGAAAGUAUUGAUGAGUUAUCUAGAGAGCACUGGUCAGCUUCAAGCAUUCCUUGAUGCAAAAAAGAAUAGUAACAAAUAAUCAUGAUUUAUUUAGGCAAAGGGUGGAAAAAAACUUUGGUUCUCUUAACCAACACCAGUGUUAAGUUAUCAAAAUUGUUUUCUGUUGUUAAAUUAAACAAUAUUUGUAUAAAAUUGUAAUAUAAUAGUAAUUUAAUAAACACUUCUAUUAAGCUUUUGUUUUUCUUA
Messenger RNA from Adelges cooleyi (spruce gall adelgid), 2530 nucleotides. RefSeq names its product elongation factor G, mitochondrial (gene mEFG1). Gene Ontology annotation, cellular component: mitochondrion. The record is from RefSeq and is a predicted model, not a curated record. Gene Ontology annotation, molecular function: translation elongation factor activity; GTP binding; GTPase activity. NCBI's taxonomy places the organism in Eukaryota, Metazoa, Arthropoda, Insecta, Hemiptera, Adelgidae. The transcript has a single exon. Bases 126 to 2363 code for a protein of 745 amino acids. Gene Ontology annotation, biological process: mitochondrial translational elongation.